AUGUUUGUAGUACUCCACAACGAACUUACAAUAACUCAACAAUUGGUUAUACCGAAGCAUAAGGAAACUGUGCAUAAGGCCAAAUGUAAAAAUAUCAAAUGUCCGCCGACGGAAGAUCCGGUGUGUGUAAAAAUUAAAAAUGAGAAAAAUAAACAAAUUACUUUUAUCGUAGCAAUAAAUAAAUGUGAAAUACAAUACGCAAAGUGUCGUCAAGACAGACAACCGGAUUAUGCUGUAUUUCUUUCUAAAAAAGAUGCUGAGGCAAAUGAUAAUGAUAAAGAAAGAGUACCAAACUUUGCUGUAUUUGUCAAUAAAAAUGGCGGCGGCGAUAACGCGAAAGAAGAAGAUCCAAAAAUAGCUGAAGAUAAAAAUACUGCUGAUUUAACUCGAGAUGAUGAAAAAAAUGAACCUAAUGAAGAAAUUAAUGAGGAAGAUGUGGUUGGAGAUAAUGAAGAGGCUGUGGAGGGAGACAAUCAAGAGGCUGAGGAGGUAGAUAGAGAAGAGGCUAUGGAGGGAGGUGAUGAAGAGGAUGUGGAGGAAAUUAAUCAAGAGGAUGUGGAGGCAGAUAGAGAAGAUGCUAUGGAGGGAGGUAAUGAAGAGGCCGUGGAAGGAGAUAAUCAAGAGGAUGUGGAGGAAGACAAUGAAGAGGCUAUGGAGGAUGAUAAUGAGGAAGCUGUGGAGGGCGAUAACGAGGAAGCUGUGGAGGGAGAAAACGAAAUUAAUGUUGAGGAAGACAAAGUGGAUGACGAACAGAGAGAUGAGGAACACCAAGAUAAAGCUGAUAUUAUUGGCAAAAACCUAUUAAAUACGUAUGAUGAUGACGAACCACAAGAAGGGGGAGGUGAGAGUCGUGACAAAGAGGAUAACGAAAAUGAAAGCGAAAAGAGUAAAGAUAUAAGUAACCUGGCUGCUGAUUACGAUCAAAUAACCGAAAAUGUGGACUUCGAUCAAAACGAAAAAGAUUGCCCGUCUGCUUGUGCGGCUCGGGACGUGAUGGUCUGCGCGAAGUGCCAACAUAACAUCUACCGGACAUUUAUGAGUACGUGUCAUCUCCGACUGUUCAACUGCAAAUAUCCUGACGAAAGUUUGGAACUGAUAAGUAGACAACCCUGUAUGCAAUCGGCGCCAUUUUUAACCGACUUACCUGGAGCUCAGGGUAGAAUAUCAGAGCCAGGGGAUCAAGACAACGUGCUCAAAUUUAUACAUUGCCGAGACAAAGGAAAAUUAGAUGAUCCAAGAUGCAGCUUCGAUAGAUAA
Molecule: messenger RNA, 1257 nt
Organism: Vanessa atalanta (red admiral)
Lineage: Eukaryota; Metazoa; Arthropoda; Insecta; Lepidoptera; Nymphalidae
Exons: 8
Coding region: 1-1257 (418 amino acids)
Source: RefSeq, a predicted model, not a curated record